AUGUCUUUCAAGGAUUCGAAGGUGUCUUCACUUGCAGCAGCACUUACUGAACUCCACCCGCUUGCAGUGUUUGAGCCUGACAAAGUUGACGCAUUAAGAGAUCCAACGCUCCUAUAUAAUCGAAUUUCAGAUUACUUUUCCUCGGCAGGAGUUGUCUUGAAAGAAUCUCUAGAUGUUUUUAAGCAUCUCGAUAGGCUAACACAAGAUUACUCACGACAUGAAUGGGUCGAAUCAAAAAUAAAACAGUACCAAACCCAAUUGAAGUAUUCAGCCAUGCAUCCUAAGGAUGCUACAAGUAUCCUUAAGGAUUAUCUCGCUAACCCACUACCAUCUGUAACUGAUGCUGAGGUCGAUGCAUUUAUUAAAUCCUUGACACCUACGCAGCUCAAAACACUGAGGCGUAUGCACGCCAUAGAGAAGCUUGAUGGUUUCGACUACAUGUGGGAUUUAGAAGAAAUACAUGAUGCGUCCACGUGUGAAAAAAAGUCAACUAUUAAUGCGCAUUCUACUCAUGGCAACUCUGUGGUUCUACCGUCAGUCACGCACAAGUCGAUAUCUAGAAAUGCAGAUGACCGCAUGCUUUCCGGAGUCUCUAUCACGCCGAUGGAUCCACCUUCCACUAGGUUCAUGACAAAUGAGAAGAGUGUAAUUGAGUACAUACCAAAUACCCAUACUUCCAACACUACUCUAAUUGAACCUGCAUACACGGUGGAAGCAGCAUAUACCAUUGGUGACGGUGUGAUAGAAUCUAUUAGUGAUGACGAGUCUACUGGGUCCUUCUGCCGGUUUUCCAGGAUUGCACUUGCACGAGCUGAAAAACAGGGGUUGUUUCAGGGUGAUUUGGAGGUUAACAAUCUCACCAAAGGGGAGGCUACUGUGACAAUGUCUCCGAAGGAGCAUCUUAAUGCGCCAAUUCUCGCACAAGAACCUCAGCGUAAUGGCACAGACAUGCCCUACUGUAAAGAAAUAUCCUCUCUCUUGCUGUCUCCUGAGGAUCUAGGAAAUAACAGUAUGGGUGCUGUGACACAAUCUGAUAGCAGGCUGUCUGUGGAAGACGGGUUGAAUAUGCAGAGAUGUGGCUCAACUCCAGGAAGAAUCAAUCUUUCCACAAGCAGUUCUUUCAAAGAGCAUGUACAAAAUACACACAAUAGUUGUGGUAGGGGCAAAGGAUGUGAUACCGACUUAUUGAGUGAAUACGUACGGAAUGUUCUUCUUUUAAGCAAGGCUCGGGAAAGAGAUGAGCUGAGUCUCCGGCGCACGAUCUAUAAGGAAUCUGAACAGGAAAUUGCUGCUGUUAUUGCCCAAUGUGUCCCAGCUAUGGAGCAGCUUCUUGUGCUUCUAAAGGAGGUAAAUUCAAUUUUGCCUGCGUUGAAUAGUCUGGAGCGGUCUGCACUAAGUGAGCACAUCGAAGAUCCUGCUAAUUUUUUGCUCAUCCCUCGCCACACACUUCGUUGCGCUGAUUUCACAUGUGGUGCUGCUUUUUCUACAACUGUCAUGCGGGUAAGGUGCGGGCGAUGUGGUCAGGUUUUCUGUCCCCAAUGCUGUCAAGAAUGUGGCUUGGGUCCUGACGUGUGUUGCGGAGACCAACGCGUUAGCCUUGGAUGGGAGCCUAUUUGUAGUUCUUGCUGGCGUGUAUGCAAAGAGCAUCAAAUAAUUUUUCAUCAGAAACAUUUGCAUCAGUGCCUCAUCAAGAGUAGUGGGCAUGUUGACAAGUGUCGAGUUUCGUCUGCUGUGUUUUCAUCGAUUUACGAAUGGAGUGGAAAUCCAGAUGUUCUUGGUCACGACACAAUAAGUUCUUCACAAAGUAGUUCACGCAGCACGACGGACGGUGCGGUUAAGCAAUCCCCAGUUGAAUUUAGCAUCGAUAAACGUCUAGAAGAUGGCUUCGCAGCAUUCUAUGUGGUUACCGGUUUGAGUGAACUUAUGGGUUUAAAUGAUUCCUGGACAUACCGGGUCGCGAAGAUGCGAGGUUCACUGCAAUGUUUGUGGCAAAGAACAGGUAUCUUAGCGAGAAAGGUAAUAACAAAUGCGGCACAUCAGCUUAAGCAACAACGUAAACAUCGCAUCAAGCAAAUCAUAUUGCCUAUGUUCCAAAUAAAAGGGUAUACAACCCCCGUAUCACUUGCCACUGGGGAAAGGGUCGAGAAUAAUAAUAAGAAUACAUCGUAA
Messenger RNA from Phytomonas sp. Hart1, 2169 nucleotides. The record is from the annotation of a GenBank genome assembly. NCBI's taxonomy places the organism in Eukaryota, Euglenozoa, Kinetoplastea, Trypanosomatida, Trypanosomatidae.